GGAGGGAGGCUGCCGGUACUGAGGAAAGACGUACGUCUGCUUUACUAAAGCUCGGAGGAUUUCUAACAGGGGGACUUUCUAACCAAUGACAGCGGACACUUGGAUAUAAAGAGGAAACUUUUUAGGUAGAGUUUGUGACUACAGUGGCUUGAAGUCGAAAGUGGUUUCAUACGGUACCGGAGUUUUGAGGGGAACAUUUUGCGGAGAGUUAAAGAGAGGGAGGUUUGGGAUGCUGGUUCCCAGCGCGCUCCGCUCCUUGCUGUGCGUACUGAGCUGCGCGUGGCUGCACACUGGAGCGGCCUCGCGGCUCAAGUCUCCCGCUCUGCCCAUCCAGUCAGAGAGAGAGCCGGUGCCCUCCAAAGGCUUGGCAGGAUGUUCGUUCGGAGGCCGGUUCUACUCUCUGGAAGACACAUGGCACCCAGAUCUCGGAGAGCCGUUUGGUGUCAUGCACUGUGUUCAGUGUCACUGCGAGCCUCAAAAGACCCGUCGUGGUAAGGUGUUUGGGAAAGUAAACUGUAAGAACAUCAAGCAGGACUGUCCAGACCUGGACUGUGAUGACCCCAUCCUGCUUUCUGGGCACUGCUGCAAAACGUGCCCUAAAGGUGACGAUGACAAAAAGCACACAGACCCUGUGCUGGACAGCUUUGAGUAUUUCCAUGAGAAAGGGAAAGAGAAGGAGGGUGACCUCCACAAAUCCUACAAUGACAGAUCCUACCUGAGCUCCGAGGAGACGAGCCUUGGGGAGAGCCGCACUGAUUUUGUAGCAGUGUUGACAGGAGUCACAGACUCAUGGCUGCCCAGCUCCAGUGGUGUUGCCAGAGCUCGAUUUUCUCUGACAAGAAGUAGCCUGACCUUUUCCAUCACGUUCCAGAGAAUGGGUCGCCCCAAUAAAAUCAUCUUCCUGGACACAGACGGCACCACUGCUUUUGAAUACAGAGUCCCGAAGGGAGACUCUGACAUGAUCUGUGGCGUAUGGAAGAACCUGGCGAAGCCUCAUCUGCGACAGCUGCAGUCUGAGCAGAUGCGCAUCAGUAUGAGCACAUCAACCAGCAGACGAGAAGAAGUGGAGGGAAAGAUCAUCAAACACAGGGCUCUGUUUGCUGAAACGUUUAGUUCGACGCUGACGUCUGAGGAGGAGAACUCGGGCAUGGGAGGCAUCGCCAUGUUGACACUGAGUGACACAGAAAACAACCUCCACUUCAUCCUCAUCCUUCAGGGCCUCAUCAGACACAAAGAGAAAGAGCCUAUUGUGGUGCCUAUCCGAGUCCAGCUGGUCUACCGGCAACACAUCCUGAGAGAGAUCCGAGCCAACGUCACCUCACACGAUCCAGACUUCGCUGAGGUGCUGACAGACCUGAAUAGCCGUGAACUGUUUUGGCUAUCUCGUGGCCAGCUGGAGAUCACUGUGGCAACAGAGGGUCAAGAACCCCGGCAAAUCUCUGGCUUCAUCAGCGGCAGGAAAACUUGUGACACUAUACAGAGCGUGAUGUCCAGUGGUGAUGCCUUGACCCCGGGAAAGACAGGAGGAGUGGGGUCAGCAGUCUUCAACCUCCAUGAUAACGGCACGCUCGACUACCAGGUUCAAGUUGCAGGUCUCACCAGCGAAUUUCUUGGUCUCACCAUCGAGCUGAAGCCACGGCGGCGAAACAAGCGCUCUGUGCUGUACGACUUGACGCCAGAGUACGACAAAGCUACAGGGCGGGCACAGGGCAGCUGGAGCCGUCUUGAGGCCCGACACAUCCACAUGCUGCUGCAGAACGAAUUGUUCAUAAACGUGGCCACAGCUCACAGCCAGGACGGGGAGCUGAGGGGGCAGAUUAAAGCCAUGCUAUACAGCGGUCUGGAGACACCCAGGCAUGAGCUUCCCACUCCCCUCGCGGGACACUUUGUUGCUCCACCAGUGAGGACGGGUGCCUCUGGCCACGCCUGGGUUUCAGUGGACAAACAGUGUCACCUGCAUUAUGAGAUCGUUGUGGCAGGGCUCAGCAAGGCUGAUGACCUUACAGUGAACGCUCACCUUCAUGGACUAGCAGAGAUUGGAGAAAUAGAUGACAGCAGUACCACGCACAAGAGGCUUCUGACCGGCUUCUAUGGCUCACAGGCUCAGGGAGUUUUAAAGGAUAUGAGUGUUGAAUUACUGCAACACCUAAAUCAGGGAACAGCCUUCAUCCAAGUCAGCACCAAGAUGAACCCAAGAGGAGAGAUACGAGGACAGGUCCAUGUGCCAAACAACUGUGAGUUUGGGACCAGGGGGGACGCAGAGGAGGCUGAGUUUGAUGACCUCUUUGUGACGGAUCCUGAGGAGCUGAAGAAAGAUCCCCAUACCUGCUUCUUUGAGAACCAGCACCAUGCUCACGGCUCCCGCUGGACCCCAAACUAUGACAAGUGCUUCUCCUGCAGCUGCCAGAAGCGAACUGUGAUCUGUGAUCCGGUCAUCUGUCCUGUGUUGACCUGCUCCAGAACCAUUCAGCCUGAGGACAAGUGUUGCCCCGUCUGUGAUGAUAGGAAAGAGCCCAAGGACAUGAAAUCUGUAGAGAGAGUCGAAGAACAUCCUGAGGGUUGUUACUUUGAAGGAGACCAGAAGAUGCACGCCCCGGGAACCACGUGGCAUCCUUUUGUACCUCCAUUUGGCUACAUUAAAUGUGCCGUCUGCACUUGCAAGGGGUCUUCAGGGGAGGUUCACUGCGAGAAAGUGACAUGUCCGGUGUUGACCUGCAGUCAUCCGGUCAGGCGUAAUCCCUCUGACUGCUGUAAGGAGUGUCCGGAGGAGGAAAGGACUCCUGCAGGCUUGGAGCACAGCGACAUGAUGCAGGCAGACGGCCCAAGGCACUGCAAAUUUGGCAAAAAUUAUUACCAGAACAGUGAUAACUGGCACCCCUGGGUACCGCUGGUCGGGGAGAUGAAAUGUAUCAACUGCUGGUGUGAUCACGGUGUGACUAAAUGUCAGAGGAAGCAAUGUCCGGCUCUGACCUGCACCAACAUCACCCGCAGAGAGGGAGCCUGCUGUUCUGAAUGUGUUGAUUCAAGAGAGAGAGAUGACCUGGUCAUGAAAGCUCCAGACAAAAGACAAACCAUGAGACACUGAUCUUUGGGGACUGACAGUAAAAACACCAAAACUCUCUUCUACCCUUUAAGCUCUGCCUCUCCUCAAUGGACCCUAACCCAGAGCUGCACACUGGGUCUCCCCUCUCACCAAUCCCUCCCACUUGAGUCGAACCCACCCUGUUAUCAGCUUCAGGAUUGUAAUGAACAGAGAAAAGAGGAAUUAUAAAAGGAUAAUUUCUUAAAGACUUGUUAAAUGAAGCAAUGAAGCUAUGAAGAGGACCAACCAGACUUCUCAAACUUGCUGCUUUCUUGCUCUUGUCUUCCAUUUUUUUGUUUUGUUGGAAUUUCUUUUUUUUUCUUGUUAAAUAAAUGCUCAAGAGGACAAAAGAUGUAAAGAUAGAAAUAAAUAACUCAGUGGGAUUUUUUUGCUUUAAGUCCAGAUUGUCAGAGAUGUGUUUCAGUGACAGGGCUUCUUUUUGAAGUACAGCCAUAGUUACUCCAGCUUCACUACUCUUGAUGAAAGAGAGGAAAGUGUUACUUUAAUUUGUAUGAAUGUGAAUGAGAAAUUUUUUACCCUUAAAGGAUGCAACAAGUACAGUGGAGGGACAAGCAGAAUGUAGAGAUCCCUCUGUCAGAGAGGACAUGUGUGCAGAGUUUGAAGAAAAGUGACCCAGAUGAUGGAUGGACCGGGAAACAUAAUGCCUCUGGCACCUCCUUGGUGGGAAUUCAGGGUUAGAAACUGUAAGGAAAGCAAUGAAAAUCCAGAAAAGGUGUCAUUCCUCCUCUCUUUUUGCAGUUCAACUUUAAUGUGAUGUAAUAUUUUAUUUCCAGGCGCUUUCAUUCAAAGAAAAGCUGAAAACAUCUCCAACAGUUGUAAUGUUAGCUCACUACUUAAACACGCUUUUCCUCAGAGUUCUGUUCAUCUCAUUGCUUCGCUGCCUCGGUUGUUUCUAUUUCUGUCUCAAAUAAGUAAUAUUUUAUGGAUUUUCCUAUCGUUGUUGUUUAUGAAGCUGGUUUGUAUUUUGUAUUUAUUGA
Cheilinus undulatus (humphead wrasse) is the source of this 4080-nucleotide messenger RNA. It is a transcript of the gene chrd, whose product is annotated as chordin. The record is from RefSeq and is a predicted model, not a curated record. Gene Ontology annotation, biological process: multicellular organism development. Gene Ontology annotation, molecular function: protein binding. Bases 230 to 3085 code for a protein of 951 amino acids. NCBI's taxonomy places the organism in Eukaryota, Metazoa, Chordata, Actinopteri, Labriformes, Labridae. The transcript is spliced from 21 exons.